AUGCCUCUGGGAACGUUCCUCGUUCCUGUUCUCUGCUUCUUGGGAGCAGCAAUUCCACGGGGACUGCAGUAUGUCACCUUCUCACGCAAUACUACGAAAUUCCUCCACCUGUCUAUGGACUUGGAAUCUGGGACCAUUUACUUGGGGGCCACCAACUUUCUCUUUCAGCUGACAUCUGAUCUGCUGAUGAAGAGCAUGGCUCAGACUGGACCAGUACUGGACAGUAAAGAUUGCCUCCCCCCAGUCUCAAAGAUGGAGUGCCCUCAGGCACACCACACCGACAAUCACAACAAGCUGCUGCUGGUGAAUGCGGUGCAGAAGGAGCUCGUUGUGUGUGGCAGUGUGCACCAGGGAAUCUGUGAGAAGAGGAGCCUCACGUCCAUCGACCAUGUACUCUUCCGACCAGAGAGCCCUGGUGACACUCAGUAUGUUGCUGCCAAUGAUCCCAAUAUCACCACUGUGGGACUCAUAGCCUACUCAAAGGAUGAGGUCCCCUUGCUGUUUGUGGGACGAGGGUACACUAGCCGAGGGGUUGGAGGAGGGAUUCCUCCCAUCACUACCCGAAAUCUCAGGGCCCAUGGAGGGGAUGUUCAAGCAGCAGACUCUCACUCCAUUUUCUCCUAUGAAGAAACAGCAAAACUGGCUGUGGGCCGGCUCUCUGAGUACAACCACCAUUUCAUUAAAUCCUUCACUUACCGCUCAAGCGUCUAUUUCCUAUUCUACCGUCGGGACCUCAAGUCUCAGUCACGUGAAUACAAGACCUACAUCUCGCGAAUCUGCCUGGAUGACUCUCAUUAUUACUCGUAUGUGGAGUUACCUCUGCUUUGCCAGAGCAAAGCCAAUACAUACAGCCUCCUGCAAGCAGCUUAUGUCACCCGGCCAGGAGAAGACCUGUCCCAGGGGCAGCUGGACACCGAGGGGGAAGUGCUGUUUGCAGCCUUCUCUGCCUGGCAGACGACUUCUGGCAAACUGAGCGAGGAGUCUGCACUCUGUGUCUAUGCAAUGGAGGAGGUGGAUCGCCUAACCAACUGGACUAGGGAUGUUUGCUACAUGAGAGAUGGGAAGUCAGAAGAAGGGAUGGAAGUGGCAUAUAUUGAAUAUGAUGUCAGUUCCAACUGUGUCCAGCUGCCAGCGGACACCCUGUAUGCAUACCCCUGUGGCUCUGACCACACUCCCAGCCCUAUGGCCAGCCGGGUACCCUUGGAAGCAGCCCCCCUCCUGGAGAAAACAGAGGCCCGUCUGACAGCCGUGGCAGUGAAUGUGGAAGAUGGCCACACCAUUGCUUUUCUGGGAGACAGCAGAGGGAGACUGCACAAGGUGUACUUAGGAGCAAUGGGAGAUGCACGUAUAUACGCUUCUUUAGCUAUCCAGUUAAACAGCAUGGUGAGUGGAGACCUACUGUUUGACCAGUUGCAGGAGCACCUCUUUGUCAUGACCCAAUCAAUGGUGGUCAAGGUUCCCAUACUGGAAUGUUCCCUGUACUUGGACUGUGAAUCUUGUCUGGCGCUGAAUGAUCCCUACUGUGGCUGGUGUGUCCUUCAGGGACGGUGCAGCCGUCACUCUGAGUGCUUGCGGUCCAGGUUGAGUGAGCAGUGGCUCUGGAGCUUUAACUCUACACAGCAGUGUCUGUCUGUCCAGUCACUAACUCCAGCCAACAUCAGCAGAGAAGAAAAGAGAAAUAUAUUCCUGGCUAUCUCAGACUUACCUUCUCUCCGUGAGGAAGAUUUUUACUCAUGUUACUUUGAAGAUUAUGAAAGCCCAGCAGUUCUGACAGAGUCAGGCAUCAUGUGUCCUUCUCCAGAUCCCAGCCAAGCACCAACUUUGCCAACAGGAGCAGAUCAUGUCACCAUAAAGCUCGUUGUGCGUUUCCAUGACAUCUUCAUUGCUUCUGUGGACUUCUCUUUCUAUGACUGUGCUGCAGUGGCCCUGCUGUGGAAAUCGGCACCGUGCCAGAAGUGUGUGAGCAGUCUCUGGGGAUGUAACUGGUGCAUCCAGCAGCACCUCUGCACCCACAAAGCAGCCUGUGAGGAAGGAACCAUUAUCUACAACGAAAGGGCCCAGAUCCCAACCUCAAGUGUGUUUCCUUCUUCAGCAGCUCCCCUCACCAAGUCCUCUACCACAGCCCCAACCGCAGCCACAAAACCCGUCACUCCCCCCAUGCGUGUGGUACCAAGCACUGUGCCCCCGACAGAGCCCAACCACGUCACGCUCUCCACAGCCUCGGAUACAACAACUGAGCCUACAGAAACCCUCAGCUAUACCCUCAGCUAUACGGACUUGACUCUCUCAACUGAAGCAGCUUCUCUCCAGGCCAUCACAGAAUCCCCUCUACCACCACCAGCAGACAAACCUGCUGUCACUGUGCCAGAGACAACUUCUCCUGCUGCAACUGUCCUCACCAGCCCAUCCAAAAACGUGGAUCAUGCAGCCUUGCCUACUGAAGGGCCAGCCACUGCCCAGGAGCCACAGCAUACCAACCCAUCUACCACCCUAGCGGGUAGCCCUCUGCACACAUCUGCAGCAGCAGUAACACCUUCCCCUCAUGUCACCAGUUUGAAGUGGCCUCUGAGUUCUUUUCCUACCACAGAGGCACUGACAUCUGCCAUCCCAUCUCCCCAAACCCCCAGCCAGGUGCCAGGGGGCCCUGCUGCCUCUGAUGACUCUCCCGGAUUGCUGGGAACUGAACUACCUGCUUCUGAGCUCCCACCAUCAGCUCCCCCAGACUGGCUGCUGGAAGAAGGCAUGGAGCUUCAGGACACAGAGGACUGGAUGGAUUUGCUGCAGGCUGAGAAUGACACAUCUCCCUUCUCUGCUUCUACUCUUCUGUCGGGUGAUGGCGAUUCUUCAGAGAGGGAUGUCCCUGACUUUCCCAGGAUCCUCCACCCUGACCUUGACUAUCAGUAUGAUGCCCCUGAGUUUUGGGAGGAGAAUGAAGAGCUUAGCUGGGGUCCAGAUGCAUGUCCCUGUGUGCAGGGAAUCCAGGGCUCUUCGCUGUUUCCAGUCAAUGUGGCAAGGAAGAUAACCCUGCUGGGAAAGAAUUUCCACCUCUAUCAGGACCAGCAGUGGGACUAUGAGUGUGUCCUGAAUUUGGAGGGGAGGACAGUGGUGAUGGAUGCUUAUGUGGAGGGAGAAGAAACAAACCAGUCCCUCUGUUAUAUCACCUGCCAGAUGAACCAGUACAGUUACACAGCGCCUCAACUCGAAUUCAAUGCUGUGGUGUUUGUGCAGAGGCGACGACACCUUCGAGUGGACAGUGCUGCAGAUCUUCAUGUGACUUUUUACAACUGCUCUGUGGGACACACUGAUUGUAGCCGCUGCCAAACAGCUGACUCAAAGUACAACUGUGUGUGGUGUGGAGGUGACAACCCCAGCUGUAUCUUCAGAGGCUCCUGCAAGGAAGAGAUAGAAGACCUGUGUCCAGCACCUCUCAUUCACUCUGUGUACCCCCUGUCUGGACCAGUGGAGGGUGGCACUAGAAUCACCAUCACUGGCUCAAACCUCGGGCAGAAACAUCAAGACAUUGCAGAAACUGUCACUGUUGCAGGAAUUCCCUGUGCCGUAGAUGCUCAAGAGUAUGAGAUCUCUAGCAGUAUUGUAUGCGUCACUGGCGGGAGCUGGACAGAGAGAUUUGGGCACGUUGUGGUGGAAGUGCCUGGAGGAGGACGUGGAGUUUCUGGGCAUAUUUUCACCUAUCAGAACCCAGAGCUGAAAUCCAUUGUUCCGACUCAGGGUCCCAAAGCAGGAGGAACCUGCCUUACCCUUCUGGGCUCAAAGCUGCUGACUGGGCAUCCUAGUGAGAUCAGUGUCCUGCUUGGAGACCUCCCUUGCCACAUCCUCUCUGAGAUGACGGAGGAUCAGUUGGCAUGCCAGACGAGUCCCAGCAAUGUGUCUGCAGAACUCCCAGUCACUAUCAAAUAUGGGGACCAAGAGCGGAGACUGGAAGGAUCCCUCUUCAGAUAUACUCUGGAUCCCAACAUCACUUUUGCAGAGCCACCUAAAAGCUUCCUCAGUGGAGGGAGGGUGCUCAGAGUUCAUGGAUACAACUUGGAUGUUGUACAGAAGCCGAAAAUCCGAGUUACAGUUUCUCCAUCUGAACGCCGGCGCCGAGGACUGGGACGAUGGCGCAGAAUCAUCCCAGACACCGAGUGCCCCAAGGACGCUCUGUGCAGUGUCCAGCAGUUUGAAGAACCAUGUCUUGUUAACUCCUCCUACCUGAUCCUGUGCAAAACUCCAGCCAUUAACCUGCUGUUGCGGAGUGUCCAUAUCAAACUGGAAUUUAUUCUGGAUAAUCUGAGCUUUGAUUUCAACUCAUUGCAUCCCAUGCCCUUCUCUUACGAAGUCAACCCCAUCCUAAAACCAUUGAAUGCUGAAGACCCUGCCAAACCAUAUCGUCACAAGCCAGGAAGCGUCAUCUCUGUGGAGGGGGAAAAUCUAGAUCUAGCUAUUUCUAAGGAUGAAGUUAUGGCUAUGAUUGGGGAAGGAAUCUGUGUGGUGAAGACACUAACAAGGAAUCAUCUUUACUGUGAGCCUCCCUCUGAGCAGCCAGCUCCACGGCACCGCACGAAGCGGGAGGGCACAGACUUGCUCCCAGAGUUCACGGUACAGAUGGGAAACCUGAACUUCCUCCUGGGCCGAGUGCAGUAUGACACAGAAAGCCAGCUCACCUUCCCACUGGAGGCACAAAUUGGUUUGGGUGUUGGUGCAUCUUUUGUGGCACUGAUUGUUCUGGUCAUCGUCUUCAUAUACAGGAGGAAAAGCAAACAGGCUCUGAGGGAUUACAAGAAAGUUCAAAUCCAGCUGGAAAAUCUGGAAACAAGUGUUCGGGACAGAUGUAAAAAGGAAUUCACAGACCUGAUGACUGAGAUGAUGGACCUCACAAGUGACCUUGUGGGCACAGGAAUCCCUUUCUUGGACUACAAGUCCUAUGCAGAGCGCAUCUUCUUCCCGGGCCACCGUGAGUCACCACUGCAAAGAGACCUGGACAUCCCUGAGUGCCGGCGGCAAACCGUGGAGCAGGGCUUAGUCCAGCUCUCCAACCUGCUCAACAGCAAGCUCUUCCUCACCAAGUUCAUCCACACUCUGGAAAUCCAGCGCACUUUCUCUCCAAGAGACCGGGCCUAUGUGGCAUCAUUGCUCACUGUGUCGCUGCAUGGGAAGCUGGAGUACUUCACUGACAUCCUCAAAACACUCCUGAAUGACCUUGUGGAGCAGUAUGUGGCCAAGAACCCCAAGCUGAUGCUGCGGAGGACAGAAACAGUGGUAGAGAAGCUGUUAACCAACUGGAUGUCCAUCUGCCUGUACGCAUUUGUGAGGGAUUCUGUUGGGGAGCCCCUUUACAUGCUGUUUCGAGGAAUCAAGCACCAGGUGGACAAAGGGCCAGUCGACUGGGUGACAGGGAAAGCCAAAUAUACCCUGAAUGACAACCGCCUUUUGAGAGAGGACCUGGAGUACCGGACUCUGACCUUAAAUGCUUUGACACAAGCAGGAGUCGCUGCAGGAGGGGCAGAGGACUCCCAAGGGAUUUCUGCAAAAGUGCUGGACUGUGAUACCAUAACACAGGUGAAGGAGAAAAUCCUAGAUCAGAUCUAUAAAGGGACGCCAUACUGUCACCGACCAGACCCAGACACCCUGGACCUCGAGUGGAGAUCGGGGCUGGCAGGUCAUCUGAUACUGUCCGAUGAGGAUGUGACAUCUGUUGUUCAAGGAACUUGGAAACGCCUGAACACUCUUCAGCAUUACAAGGUGCCUGAUGGAGCAACAGUAGCACUGGUCCCACGCCUGACCAAGCACAUCCAUAGGGAGAAUCAGGAUUACAUCCCAGGAGAGAAAACACCAAUGCUGGAGGAUGCAGAUGAAGGCGGGAUCAAACUUUGGCACCUGGUAAAACCAACAGAAGAGCCAGAGCUUCCCAAGCAUCGGCGUGGGAGCUUAAGAGAUCGGGAGCGAGCCAAGGCAAUCCCAGAGAUCUAUCUGACACGUCUACUCUCAAUGAAGGGCACUCUGCAGAAGUUUGUGGAUGACUUGUUCCAGGUGAUCCUCAGUACCAACCGCCCUGUCCCUCUGGCAGUCAAAUACUUCUUUGACCUGUUGGAUGAGCAGGCAAUACACUAUGGGAUUGCAGACCCUGAGACCAUCCACAUCUGGAAGACAAACAGCCUGCCCCUGCGGUUCUGGAUCAACAUCAUCAAGAAUCCACAGUUUGUUUUUGAUGUGCAGACGUCAGAUAACGUAGAUGCUGUGCUCCUGGUCAUUGCGCAGACCUUCAUGGACUCCUGUACGAUAGCUGACCAUAAGUUAGGGCGGGACUCGCCAAUCAAUAAGCUGCUCUAUGCCCGGGACAUUCCUCGCUACAAGCAGAUGGUGGAAAGGUAUUAUGCGGACAUUCGUCAGACCAUCUCUGCCAGUGACCAGGAGAUGAACUCUGCCCUGGCUGAGCUAUCGCGGAAUUACUCAGGUGACCUCAAUUCCCUGGUGGCUCUACAUGAAUUGUACAAGUACAUAAAUAAGUACUAUGACCAGAUCAUUACUGCUUUGGAAGAAGACCCAACGGCACAGAAGAUGCAGCUCGGGUAUAGACUACAACAGAUUGCAGCAGCUGUGGAGAAUAAAGUCACAGAUUUGUGACAGGCACAGACAGACUGAUCUGGGGACAGUGCUCGUCCUAGCUAUACACAGGGUGUCCUGCUGCCAUUGGAACCAGACUCUCCAAGGAACCCGCAGGUGACAUGAACAGGGAUGGCCAAGGCAGUACAAAGUACAAGCGUCCUUGCAUCUCAGAGAAUAUUUUUUUACAGUUUUUUCUUUUUAAAAGCAAAACAAACA
Molecule: messenger RNA, 6822 nt
Organism: Phaethon lepturus (White-tailed tropicbird)
Lineage: Eukaryota; Metazoa; Chordata; Aves; Phaethontiformes; Phaethontidae
Gene: PLXNB1
Product: plexin B1
Exons: 36
Coding region: 1-6624 (2207 amino acids)
Biological process (GO): semaphorin-plexin signaling pathway involved in axon guidance; positive regulation of axonogenesis; regulation of cell migration
Cellular component (GO): semaphorin receptor complex
Molecular function (GO): protein binding; semaphorin receptor activity
Source: RefSeq, a predicted model, not a curated record